Messenger RNA from Colletotrichum acutatum, 1439 nucleotides. RefSeq names its product major facilitator superfamily domain-containing protein. The transcript is spliced from 2 exons. Gene Ontology annotation, molecular function: transmembrane transporter activity. Gene Ontology annotation, cellular component: membrane. Bases 116 to 1387 code for a protein of 423 amino acids. The record is from RefSeq and is a predicted model, not a curated record. Lineage: Eukaryota; Fungi; Ascomycota; Sordariomycetes; Glomerellales; Glomerellaceae. Gene Ontology annotation, biological process: transmembrane transport.
CUCAGACUCGAGAAUAUGAUAAGCUCGAAGCCGCUCCGGGAGGAGGCUGAAACUUUCAGUUCGAAAAGAGUAUGCUUCUGACAGCUUCUGCCGAAUUCAUUUGAGUUUUGCCAAGAUGGACACCGAAAAAGGCACCUACCCCGAACGACAAGUCGUCCCAAGCCAAGAUGGGCACGAUACCGACCACUCAAGCGACGACCAUGCCGCAGGUUCAGCUCCCAAAGCGGAGGAGCAGACUUACGAUGACCGGAAAGCUUGGGUCACGGUUGCUGCGUCGUCACUGACCAUGUUUGUCUACCUCGGAGUGAUCUACUCUUGGGGCAUCCUGCAAGUCAAGCUCGUCGAGACGACGGGUUCAAGUCUAACAACCUUGACAUUUGUCGGAUCAAUGGCGACAUCUUUCAUGAUCUGUUUCAGUAUUGUCUCCGACAAGAUCAUCAGCAGGAUAGGAUACCGGCUGGCUGCGUUGAUUGGUGGUCUCUUCAUGGGUUUGGGUGAAGUUCUCGCAAGCUUUACUACCCACCAUGUCGUCGCUUUGUUCUUUCUACAUGGUCUCGUCUUCGGCCUUGGUGGUGGCCUUUGUAUCUUUGUGAGUGCAACAAGACUCCUGCUGGGUCUGCAAAUGUCCUAUGUCCCACUGGCGCAAGCCAUGACAACUAAUAUCAUUUCUUACCAGUCUGUCUCGACUGCUCCGAUGGGUCUCUUCAAGAAGCAUAAAGCAUUGGCUAUGGGUUUUGUUUUCGGUGGUGGCAGCUUGGGUUCUGCCAUCAUGAGUGUUGUAGCCAACUACCUUGUCAAAGACCUGGGUGUCUCCUGGACGUUCCGCAUUCUUGGCUUCGUUUUGUGGGGUGUUUCUAUACCUGCAUCCUACUUCUUGCCAAGGAGGAUAACUUCGGGAAAGAAACCCUCCCGUCAGCUACAGUGGUAUCGCUUCAAGGAACCUCGCUUUCUCCUGCUCGUCGGCGGCACUGUACUUUCCUGCUUCCCGCUCUUCAUCCCGCCCUACUUCAUUCCGAUCUUCUCGAGAUCAAUGGGCUACACCAAGGAAAUUGGUAUCAUUAUUCUUGCCUGCUGGAACUUAGCUUCUACCUUGGGCCGCGUUGUCGCUGGAUGGGUGGCCGAUACCUUUUUGGGACCAGUCGAGAGUCUGGCAAUCUGUAUGCUAUUCAUGGCUCUGAGCUCUCUCAUCGUCUGGCCUCUUUCAUCAUCAAUCGGCAUCUUUUCCGUCUACCUCAUAUUCAACGGUAUCGGAUGUGGUGCGUUCUUCAGUCUCACGCCUAUCGCAGUUAGCGCCACAUUUGGCGGAGAGAACACCCUCAGCAUCAUCCCCGUCGUCUGGACGACUUGGUUCUGCGGUUUCUUUUUUGUAAGUCAUUCAAUGCCUUGAAUUACUUAAACUUUUGCUUACCAAGUUAGGGUACUCCGAUUGCUUCAGGGCU